Myotis davidii is the source of this 1649-nucleotide messenger RNA. RefSeq names its product methyltransferase like 12 (gene CSKMT). The record is from RefSeq and is a predicted model, not a curated record. Gene Ontology annotation, molecular function: S-adenosylmethionine-dependent methyltransferase activity. The transcript is spliced from 3 exons. Lineage: Eukaryota; Metazoa; Chordata; Mammalia; Chiroptera; Vespertilionidae. Bases 440 to 1327 code for a protein of 295 amino acids.
GGUCGGCCACGGAGUGAGUGCUGCAACUUCUCGGGGGUCUCUGGGGCGCGCGGGGGUUCUGGGCUGGGUUUGCGGACCCUCCUUUUCUUGGCGGGGUUCGGGCGUGCGGUCCCGGUCCCCGUAAUGUACGGAGGCAGAGGGAGAGGGCUCCGGCCCCCUCGGCGUCAUGUCUUCGGUGCCGACGGUUGCCAGUCCGCCGGUUCUAUCCUCAAGCGCCGGGACACGGGUCUCCGAGACGCUGGGCGGAACCGAAGUUCCGCGGGCUCCCCCCCAGGGGUGCUCAUGCCUCCUCCUCUUGUUUCAGGUCUGAAGCCGCCACAGGAUCCGGAGCUGUCGUAUCCCCUCCUUUUCCACUUCCCGUUGCAACCAAUAAAGGCCAAGGCCGUGGUACCGUUUUAGGCUUCUGCGGGGAGUUCGGGCAACAUUGCAGCAUUUCUGGAUGGCGGCGCUGCGACGAGCCCUCCAGGUGGCCAGCCGGGCCGCGGGGACACGCCGCGCCUUGGCGGGUAGGAAAGAUGGGCGGUGGGAGGCUGGGCGGUUUCUUCCUGACCCGGGGUCCAGUCUGGCUGUUGAAGGGUCAGGUCACAUCGCGUCGUUUUGGCGGUGGUUUGACGGUACUCGGGUGACAUGCCUUCCGCUCGUGUCCACAGGCUCCCUGGCUGGUAGCUGCCUGGCGGACCGCUGCCUCUGGGAUAAGCUCCACGCCCAGCCCCGCCCGGGCAGCGUCCCCACCUUCGACUGGUUCUUUGGGUAUGAGGAAGCCCAGGGCCUCCUCCUGCCGCUGCUGCAGGGAGCCCAGGCUGCCCAUCCGCUGCGGGUGCUAGACGUGGGCUGUGGGACCUCCAGCCUGAGUGUAGGCCUCUACGCCAAGUGCCCACACCCAGUGGACGUGCUGGGGGUGGACUUCUCUCCCGUGGCCGUGGCCCACAUGAACAACAUCCUGGAAGGUGGCCAAGGCCAGACACCCCUGUGCCCUGGGCACCCUGCCUCCCGCCUUCGCUUCAUGCAGGCUGAUGCCCAGAACCUGGAGCCAGUGGCUUCCGGCUCCUUCCAGCUAGUGCUGGACAAGGGCACCUGGGAUGCUGUUGCCCGAGGUGGUCUGCCUGGGGCCUACCAGCUGCUGUCCGAAUGCCUGAGGGUCCUCAGCCCCCAGGGGACCCUGAUUCAGUUCUCAGAUGAGGACCCUGAUGUGCGGCUUCCCUGCCUGGAGCAGGGAUCCCCAGGGUGGAGUGUGACUGUGCAGGAGAUGGGCCCUUUCAGGGGCAUCACCUACUUCGCUUACUUGGUCCAAGGCUCUCAAAGACAGCCUUGGGUUUUCGCUGGGUGAGGAGAGAUGGAGAGAACCUUGCCUUUGCAAGACGGCUAGAGAAUGAGGAUUUUAGUCCUGGCUUCCAUGGUUACUGACUAGGUGCACACAGCAUUGACUGCCUGUGUACUCACCAGCAAGGUAGGGAUAAUAACCUGGAUUUAUGGGUAUUGCAUACAUUGAUAGCUGAAACAUUUAGCAGAACCAGGCCCAUAGAGAAGAUCUAAGUGGAUUAUUCCCCUAACUAACAGGAACUUCUAAAAGCAGCAGAUAAGAAUUAUUUUAUAUGUGACCCGGUGGCCUAACGUCGAAGCCGGUGGUCAGCAAGCUUGCGAGCCACAUG